AUGAUUCGUUCAAACGUUAUUGCCGCUUCUGACAAUACGACAAGCGAAACAUCAAUUCUGCAGUUACAAACAAUACUCAAUACGAGCACCAAUAGCAAAGAAGAGAAGAGACCAUACUUGCCAACCGGAAAAGUCACCAUAAUGGAUCCUGAGACAAAAUCGUUGUCGAAGGUAGAUGUAUUACUGGAUACAGGGGCUGAAACCUCAUUUUUAGGCUCCACGCUUGCUGCAAAACUUCAUUUGCCUGUGGUCGAAGAAAGAAGAAUUAAGCUGCACACCUUCGGUUCACAAGAUACCAAAGAACGGAGAUGCAAACUCGUCAGAAUGGAAGCCUACAUUUACUACCUACAAAAUUGGGAUACCUUUAUUUCGGGAAAACGUCAAAAGGAGAAUCCAGCGGUAUUACAAGUUUCUCGAGACUCUGAAGAAUUCGAUGAAUGGGACCGCAAUUGGUCAAUGGAUGUCGCUCAAGUCCUCACAAUCUCCACAUCUGAGCAAGAAAUCAUCGAAGAUGAAAAAGAUCAGUGGGAAAAGUUCUGGUCUAUGGAUGCAGCCGGUAUGGAAGAAUUUGCCAGCACCGAGAAAACGGCUCGUGCUAAGAUGGACAAGAUUCUUUGGGACCGAUUCAAUGAAACCAUCGAACAAAGGGUAGACGGAUAUUACGUUACUCUUCAUUGGAAAGAUCAAUACCCGCAUUUGCCAGACAAUAAAGCGAUAGCCUACAGACGCUUAGUUAGCGUGUGGAAUUCGCUGAGUAAGGACGAGCAGCUCCUGGAUAGAUACAAUAGCGUAUUCAAAGACCAUCAGAAGAUCAUCGAGAUUGUUCAAGAAGGAGAUCCUGUACAGGGAAAUCAAGUGCACUACAUUCCACAUCAACCGGUUCUAACUCCGCAGAAAACAACAACGAAAGUGCGCAUAGCCUUUGACGCAUCGGCUCACUACAAGGGAUCUCCGUCUCUAAACGAUGUGCUGUACAGAGGGCCGGUAAUACUACCUCCUUUGUAUGGCCUUCUGCUACGAUUCCGAAUAGGGAAAAUAGCAAUCUCUAUUCCUGUUGGCAGGAACGACGUACUACCACCUUAA
This is a messenger RNA of Necator americanus (New World hookworm), 1083 nucleotides long. RefSeq lists its product as uncharacterized. The coding region runs from base 1 to 1083 and encodes 360 amino acids. NCBI's taxonomy places the organism in Eukaryota, Metazoa, Nematoda, Chromadorea, Rhabditida, Ancylostomatidae. The record is from RefSeq and is a predicted model, not a curated record. The transcript is spliced from 2 exons.